GAGACGGGCCUGCUCUUCCUCCUGUCUUGGAGCGCCUUCCUGUCUGCGGAAGCAGCAGGCCUCACAGGAAUAGUUGCUGUUCUCUUCUGUGGAGUCACACAGGCACAUUAUACCUACAAUAAUCUGUCAUUGGAUUCCAAAAUGAGGACUAAACAGUUGUUUGAAUUUAUGAACUUCUUGGCUGAGAAUGUCAUCUUCUGCUACAUGGGUCUGGCAUUGUUCACAUUCCAGAAUCAUAUCUUUAAUGCCCUUUUUAUACUUGGAACCUUUCUAGCAAUUCUUGUUGCCAGAGCCUGCAACAUAUAUCCCCUCUCCUUCCUCCUGAAUCUGGGCCGGAAGCAGAAGGUCCCCUGGAACUUCCAGCAUAUGAUGAUGUUUUCAGGUCUGCGAGGAGCCAUAGCAUUUGCCUUAGCUAUUCGGGACACGGGAUCUCAGCCCAAACAAAUGAUGUUCACCACCACACUGCUGCUUGUGUUCUUCACAGUCUGGGUGUUCGGAGGAGGAACGAUCCCCAUGCUGACUUGGCUUCAGAUCAGGUUAGGGGCACUAUUUAAGGGAGGACACCUGAGGAGGCAUGGCUGGGCAGUUCCAGUCUGUAGUUGCUGACUUGCUCAAAAGUACCAUGGCAGGUCUGUGUGCUAAUUGCCCAGGGAAAAGUGCACAGUCAGUCACAAGGUGACACAAUAUGAUCUAUCAUCAACUGACCUGAAUUUUCCAAGAGUCCUAGAAACCUCAGGGUGAUGUCUGUUUAUAGUAUGUCCCUAGAAAUGAUUAAUUUAUCUAUGAAUUCCUCCAUUCAACACUCUUGAGUACAUUGUGGUUGGAGUUUACAAAAAUGAGUAAGACACAGGUCUUGUCCUCAAGAUGCUUACAAUCCAUAAGGAUUUAUACAGAAAAAUCUCUAAUACCAAGGAGAAAGUGAAUUAGUUUUAUUUUUAAUUUCUCACAGCACUUAAGAUAGAACCAGGGACACAGAACAUGCUUAAAUAUACUUGGUUAGUGAGCCAUGUGUUUAGCCAGAGGGAGUCUACAGACACAGUCAGACAAUGUUUAACUUGUGUCAGGGCCUCAGUAAGGAGCCCUCCAAUUAGCAAUCAUCCAAUCAAUUGGAUGAUUACUGCUAACCUGAAGCAUGCAUGUAGCAGCUGAGGUAGUUGGACAAAAAUUGAUAGCUUGUGCCAAUUGCAAAAAUGAGUAAAUCUAUUUUUAAUGCUAUCUCUAUUUAAGUGUUUCUUUGAUCUGGAUCCUCAUUAUCAUAUUCCAGAAUGUAAUGGUACUUCAGGUAAAUCACAUUUUCUUUCUCAAAGUCAUAUAUCUUUAUGGGUCACACAAUCCCUCCCUGGACCCCCCCAUUCUCUGUAAGGAAAAUUCACACCCAUAUCUGACUGCCUGUAAAAGGACUUCCAAUAAGAUUCUUAUAGACAAGGACUUUUAUUCCAGCACC
Molecule: messenger RNA, 1444 nt
Organism: Myotis brandtii (Brandt's bat)
Lineage: Eukaryota; Metazoa; Chordata; Mammalia; Chiroptera; Vespertilionidae
Product: sodium/hydrogen exchanger 9-like
Exons: 5
Coding region: 142-606 (154 amino acids)
Biological process (GO): proton transmembrane transport
Cellular component (GO): membrane; recycling endosome
Molecular function (GO): sodium:proton antiporter activity
Source: RefSeq, a predicted model, not a curated record